Esox lucius (northern pike) is the source of this 1868-nucleotide messenger RNA. It is a transcript of the gene cep43, whose product is annotated as centrosomal protein 43. The transcript has 23 exons. Gene Ontology annotation, biological process: microtubule anchoring. Bases 106 to 1776 code for a protein of 556 amino acids. NCBI's taxonomy places the organism in Eukaryota, Metazoa, Chordata, Actinopteri, Esociformes, Esocidae. The record is from RefSeq and is a predicted model, not a curated record. Gene Ontology annotation, molecular function: protein binding; calcium ion binding. Gene Ontology annotation, cellular component: centrosome.
UUGCUGAGCUAUCCGGAAGAGACUGUCAUCUAGGGAAACAACGUCAACCGACACUUAGUGUUUGUUUUGGUUGUCUAGGUUGCCAGUUAGCAAGCUGAAAGAAAGAUGUCUGCCACCGAGGACGAUACUGAGUUGCGUGAUCUUUUGAUCCAAAACUUAGAAAAUAAUGGUGUCUUGAACAAAUUAAAGGCAGAAAUGCGCGCUGCUGUCUUCCUGGCUAUGGAUGAACAAGAUAAAGUGGAGAAUAAAACUCCUCUUGUCAAUGAAAACCUGAAGAAAUGUCUUAAUACCAAGGAUGGACGCCUAGUUGCCAGCCUCAUCAUAGACUUUCUGCAGGUCUUCCACCUGGACUUCACCCUUGCUGUCUUCCAACCAGAGAUUAACUCCUUAAAUGGCCUGGACAGCCGUGAGCAGGUGUCUCGUGAGCUGGGUAUCACAGAGACCGAUAUGAACAGGAACACUCCUCUUCUCCUGGAGCUUGUUAAGAGAGGCAGACACAGGGAGAAGUCCUCCGAGGGAGACAAGGCUACAAGCAUACCCAAGGAACUGUCCCCCAGGCAAAUAGCAGAUGCCCGGAAAAAGUUUGACAUUUAUGACAUGGACAGAACUGGUGGGGUUUGCAAGGAGGAUUUGCAGUCAGUGUUUGGAGAUCUCUUUCCCAACUUUAACAAGAACAUGCUGGAGAGUUUUGUCACUGAUGAACUUCGAGCUGGAGACAAAGCCUCCAGCAAAUCUGUCGACUUUCAGGAGUUUCUGGGCUUGUACAAGCACUUCUUCAGUCAGUGUCGAAGUGUGGUCAGCCAUGACUGCAGUGAUGUCUUCCUCAAUCCCAGUCGCUAUACUGAGGAGAAGACUUCACUAGUUAGCAAGGAUGAAGAGAUCCCCAGGUAUAAAGGACGUAAGCACAAUGCACACGAGGAGAAGGCUGACUCCAAGGGUGUGGAGGUCCAUCACAGCAACAGUGAAACGAGCCUGAGCUUUGGCUCACUAAAGGGCAAAGGUACGGGUCAUGUGACCACGAGGCACAGCGACGCCUCGCGUGACAACGGCAACGUGGUCCUGAAGAAGGGCCUGGACCCGGAGGAGGAAGAGGAUGCCGAGGAGGACGCCGACGAGGGCGACUCUUUCUUUGACGACCCUCUGCCCAAACCUCAGAAAACCUAUGGCUGUGCUAUUUCCCUGGCAAAGAGUCGUUCAGGCCCCAGUCUCUCUGAAAAGAGAAACAGUCCGAUUGACAGCUUUGCCCGCUCUCUGAGGCAGGAGAGCCUCUCAGGGCUGUCCCUUAACCCAAUGAGGAGGGGCACUAGCCUCAAUGACCUGUCUGCUCUGGGCAGUGACACAGAGGGCGAUGGGGACCAGCUCUGUUCUGAAUCUGAUAAACUGAGCUGCUCGGAGCCCAGGAGAGCAGCCGACAUAGGCAAGGAGGCGGGAAUCAGCCCCCUGACCUCUCUGUCUGACCCGGCUCCCCAGAGGAGUGUUGCGGGUGAGGGGUCCCACUCAGGUGUGUCCUCCAAAACCCAAGGAUUCGAAGACUUCAUGAAGAUGAAUGACAAAAGUGGAACUUCAGUGCAUGAUGAUGACGUGGACUAUGACGAUGACUUUAACAGCCAUCGAUCAGAUAUCUCCAAGAGUGAGCUGAGCAUCGGGGAAGAGAUCGAGGAGGUUUCCAUCGAGGGACCCGAUGUUAGCGAUAAGGUGGACGAGAGGACACAGGACCUCAGUGUGUCCCAGCUCAGCCACAGUCAUGGAGCCGACUACAUGGAAGAAGUGCCCUGACGGCACAAUGGCCCUUUCUACUGUGCAAGCUGUAUUUAUGAUGUGUACAUAAUUUGUGUUCAUGGACCCAAUAAAAUGACUACUGCUGAGAA